AUGUCUACCGAUUACAAGUUCCAGGGAUGGUUGGGCCUCGACUCCGAAGCCGCCAAUGGCAAGAUGGUUUGGCAAGAGUUUGAACCUAAGCCUUUCGAAGAGACAGAUGUCGAUAUCAAAAUCACUCACUGUGGUAUUUGCGGUUCUGAUAUUCACACUUUGAGAUCCGGAUGGGGUGCAUCUGAUUACCCAGUCUGCGUCGGCCACGAAAUUGUUGGAAAGGCUGUCAGAGUUGGAUCCAAGGUGAAGGAUAUUAAACUUGGAGAUCGUGUUGGUGUUGGUGCUCAAAGUGGUUCUUGUAUGAACCAAAAGGGUGAUUGUGAAGCUUGUGCUGAUGGUCAACAACAAUACUGCGCUCACAUGACCGCUACUUAUAACAGCAAAUGGGCUGACGGAAGCAAAUCUUACGGAGGUUAUGCUGAUUACUGGCGUGGAAGUGGUGAUUUCGUAAUUAAGAUUCCGGAUUCAAUCCCAUCUGAUAUUGCGGCUCCUAUGCUUUGUGGUGGUAUCACAGCUUUCUCACCACUUGCCCAAAAUGGUGCUGGACCAGGAAAGAAGGUCGCAAUUGUUGGAAUUGGUGGUCUUGGACAUUUCGGUAUCAUGAGUGCAAAAGCUUUAGGUUGUGAUGAAAUCACCGCGAUCUCUAGAACCUCGGCCAAGAAGGAAGAUGCAUUCAAGAUGGGUGCUACUAGAUUCAUUGCUACCGAUGAAGAACCAGAUUGGGCCACAAAAUACGGAAAUUCUCUCGACCUUAUCGUCAGCACUGUUUCCUCACCAAAACUCCCACUUCAAAGCUACCUUACCCUUCUCAGAUAUCAGGGUAAAUUCAUCCAAGUCGGUGCUCCUGAAGACACUAUUCCUGGAUUCAACAUGUUCUCCCUCAUCCUUAAGAAGCUUUCCAUCGGUGCUUCGCUCAUUGGUCCCCCACAUGAGAUUAAGGAUAUGUUGGCACUCUUCGCUGAGAAGGGUGUUAAGACAUGGAACAACAAUGUCCCAAUGAAGGAUGCUAACCAAGCUAUUGUUGACAUGGAGGAUGGUAAAGCAAGAUAUAGAUAUGUCUUGGUUAAUGAGAAGCAUAUCGACGCUUAA
Messenger RNA from Botrytis sinoallii, 1089 nucleotides. RefSeq lists its product as uncharacterized. Gene Ontology annotation, molecular function: zinc ion binding; alcohol dehydrogenase (NADP+) activity. The coding region runs from base 1 to 1089 and encodes 362 amino acids. Gene Ontology annotation, biological process: alcohol metabolic process. The record is from RefSeq and is a predicted model, not a curated record. Lineage: Eukaryota; Fungi; Ascomycota; Leotiomycetes; Helotiales; Sclerotiniaceae. The transcript has 4 exons.